Condylura cristata (star-nosed mole) is the source of this 3289-nucleotide messenger RNA. It is a transcript of the gene RNF185, whose product is annotated as ring finger protein 185. Gene Ontology annotation, cellular component: endoplasmic reticulum. Gene Ontology annotation, biological process: ubiquitin-dependent protein catabolic process. The record is from RefSeq and is a predicted model, not a curated record. The transcript is spliced from 8 exons. Bases 394 to 966 code for a protein of 190 amino acids. Gene Ontology annotation, molecular function: metal ion binding; ubiquitin protein ligase activity; ubiquitin-like protein conjugating enzyme binding. NCBI's taxonomy places the organism in Eukaryota, Metazoa, Chordata, Mammalia, Eulipotyphla, Talpidae.
CUGGCCGGACUGAGUAACCCAGUCGACCGGCUGGCUGACGGGUCGACGGCCGGGUAGGUGGUGGACCCUUCGGAGGCGUUACCUGAGCUGAGGUGGACCAGGUGCUAGUGGUUUGAAAUCUUAGCAGACUUGUUCCCCACUCCACCCCCAUCUCCAAGUUUAUCUGACCUCUGCCUACUCCCUGUGGACUGUAACUGAGAACUGUGCAUUCUGAAGGACAGUCUCUGGGGUUACUGACCCACCUGAACUCUGCACUGUGCUGUAACACUUUGUGUUUUUGAAAGAAUUUUCCUCUUCAAGAGCUGAGUUUCUAGAACUCUUCAUCAGAGACUAUCUGGAGUGAAAGGAUUUCCCUGGGGAGAACCUUCAUUCAGAGUUUGCUGACAGCCAAGGAUGGCGAGCAAGGGGCCCUCGGCCUCUGCAUCCCCUGAGAACUCCAGUGCAGGGGGGCCCAGCGGCAAUGGUGCUGGAGAGAGUGGAGGUCAGGACAGCACCUUUGAGUGCAACAUCUGCCUGGACACAGCCAAGGACGCCGUCAUCAGCCUGUGUGGCCACCUCUUCUGUUGGCCGUGUUUACAUCAGUGGUUGGAGACCAGGCCUAACAGACAGGUGUGCCCAGUUUGCAAAGCCGGCAUCAGCCGAGACAAGGUCAUCCCACUCUACGGCAGAGGCAGUACUGGGCAACAGGACCCAAGAGAGAAGACCCCACCCCGUCCUCAAGGUCAGAGGCCAGAACCAGAGAACAGAGGGGGAUUUCAAGGUUUUGGAUUUGGAGAUGGUGGCUUCCAGAUGUCUUUUGGAAUUGGAGCAUUUCCCUUUGGGAUAUUUGCCACAGCAUUUAAUAUAAAUGAUGGACGGCCUCCACCAGCUGUUCCUGGAACACCUCAGUACGUGGAUGAGCAGUUCCUGUCACGCCUCUUCCUUUUUGUGGCCCUCGUGAUCAUGUUCUGGCUCCUAAUUGCCUAAUGCUGGACUCCCAACCUGCAUCUGGCAGGACCUCUGGACUGGUGACAUGUCACACCCACAUUCUUGGUGUUCGGCUUCCUGUCUAAUCCUGACCCUGGAAUCAGUGGGGUUGGUAACACAUUGAGGAGUCUUCUUCAUCAGAGCUUUGGGACUCAAGAGCAAUUGUUGAGGACCCUGGAGCAUGGAUACUGCUAUAACCUCAGGCCUUGAUAUUGAGUUGUCUUUCAUGGAUGACAACAUGAAAUACUGUUCCAGCAAGCUCAGCAGGUUCUGACCGCCCAGGGAAGAGGCAAGAAGAAGAACACUGUCAGAAUACAAUUUCAUCUGAGUUUAAAUAUCACAAAAACAGGGAUGAACCAGAUGACACUUAGGGAAAUUCACAUCUCUUUAACUACACCUUGGUAAAAUGCCUAAGUUGGUGGGGCUCUUCUGCAAGAGGUUCACCUUCCAGAUCCCAGCGCUGCUCUUUCCUAUUUCCUCCUCCUCCUCGGCAAAGAGGCAAGAAAUUGCAGCCCUGUAAAGAUCAUAACUGCAGCAGCUGAAGCUGGAAUUGCUUCAUGAAGUUACCAGACCCAAAGAUCUUUUAUUGACUCUGGACCAUGCUGAUUGUCUUUGGCCCCAGAAAGUUGUUUGAAUGACCUUCUGGUUUCUUGGCAUAGAUUAUCCCCAGAGACAUGUGACUUUACUCACAGAUUUGUCAUUAACUUUCCCCCAGAAAAACUAUCUGCAUCCUUCUCCUUGCCAGAGGGCACACAGCCUAGAUCACUGCUGAAGCUGAGACUGCUGCAUAUUAGCAAAGACUGCAGGCAGGACUCCUGCGGAAUUUGGACCUCUGAUGCAGAAACAAAUAGCCCUGCCCCCAAGGCUACAGAAGCUCCAAAUGCAUCUCCCUCCACCACCCCCACCCCUCCACUCCCAGAUUUGCCCAAAAGGAACUAGGGGCUUUAUACGGUCAGCCCAGUGCAUGUUGAAGACUAUCCUCCUCAGAAGCCAAGUUACCCUUUAUCAAGAGGCAGGAUUGUAACCCUGAUUUUCAUAUGGCUUGAUGGACUCCCCUGAAAACUCCUUGUAUGUGUGCUAGAACCAGGGAACCAUGUGAUUGCAGAGCAGGCAGUCCCUGAUGACUUGUAAAGCCAGGCAGCAGGGCCUGGGGAGUCCCAGCAUGAUGAUAAGAUAUGGUCUUCCUGUGGAAGUCUUCCCCUGGAAAUUCCCAGGGGGAUCAUUUUUUCCCAAGUCCUUGAUUUGUUUUUUGAUUUCACAAGUUUCUUCUGAUCUGAUAGAGGCAACGUGGUGCCAGGCAGAAAGACAGUUUACUUCAUGGUGUAGUUUUCACUUUGCAGGUCAGGCCUCUUCCAGAAGACCCCUGUGAUGGAGGAGACAUACUUCUUCGGGGGGGUGGGGGAGGCCUCUGUCACUAUGCCACCUAGUGCUUUUUUCAGAUAUGGCUCUGUUUAGCAUGUGGAAACCAAGACUGUGAGGGUGAUAAUGGAAAUCGUCCUUUUUCAUAGCCCUCAUCCCUUCCCCUUUGUUCUGGUCAAUGCCAGAGUUCAGUAUUUAAACAGACAAACUGUAAGUAUUGAAUAGGUGGUUCAUUUCCCAAAUCCAUUUGAUAGGAAUACGCCACCAGUUUUCAGUGUGUCUGAUGGAUUUUAAACAUUCUUGGGGCACCCACUCGAGAGUGCUCGAUUGCCUAGAAAUCUCAGCUCAACAGGAUUAGUAGGAUUCCUCAGUGCAGUGGCCCCCCCUCGUGGGGGGAGAGAGGACUUCAGAUGGGCCCAGAAAUUUCAAGGGCUGGGUGGAAAGACAAAUCAUUUGUACUCUAAUGAAAUGGAGUGAGCACAAGAGAUCUCCACUAGUGAAGGUACCCCAAGAACCUGUUAGCAAAGUCAAGUUGGCCAUGCACCCUUUGAUUUUAUACCUUGUAGCUCCCCUUUCCCUCUGCCAAGAGCUGGGGCAGGGAGCCAACUUGGGACGGCUGGCCCAGUCCCAACAGGAAACCCCUUUCCCACCACCCCUGCAGGCUCAUCACCUUUACCCCUCUGUCAAGCCAGUUCUCCUUUCUUUGUGUGUGUGUGUGUGUUUGUGUGUUUUCUAUGCUCUUGGCUUCCACCCCACUUGCCACCUUUGUGGAUUAGGACCAGGUCCCAACCACAGUCAGAAAAUGGCACCAUGUACAGUGGCCCACCUUGACCAGUCACUAAUUUUCACUGUUGUGAAAGUGAUUUGAUUUAGAAUUAAACAAAUGGUUUUACAUUACUGUAAGCUGUGGGCUUGUCUGUGUCAUGGGGGAAUGAAUGUUGGGGAGGAGUCACUUUUAUGGCCU